Lonchura striata (white-rumped munia) is the source of this 1137-nucleotide messenger RNA. The record is from RefSeq and is a predicted model, not a curated record. NCBI's taxonomy places the organism in Eukaryota, Metazoa, Chordata, Aves, Passeriformes, Estrildidae.
AUGUACGGGUGUGCUGGGGAUGCGGGGCUGUGUGGGAUAUCUCUGAUUUGGGCUGAAAAGAAGAGGCUGAACAAGGGGGCAGAUGUGGUGGAGAAAAGGGGUCCAUACAUCAUGAGCAAACCUCCCUCCAUUCAGGCCAAGCUGAAGAGGCAGCGGGAGCUGGCAAAGGCAGUGCUGCGAAGGCAGGGGCUGCUGGGGGCACCCACUGCCCUGAAACCAACUCCUAAAAGGUCUGUGAAGUUCAACAAGGGCUACACGGCGCUCAGCCAGACAGCUGAUGAAAACCUGGUCUCCCUCGACUCAGACAGUGACGGGGAGCCAGGAUCCAGGUGUUCCUCGGGAUACUCCUCCGCUGAGCAGGUGACCCAGGACCUGAGCCGGCAGCUGCUGCAGGAUGGGUACCACCUCGAUGAGGUCCCCGAUGACGAAGACCUGGAUCUCAUCCCCCCAAAAUCUGCUGCCUCCUCUUCUUGCCCCUGUUGUUUUGGAGAAAAUCUCUCCUGUGUGAUCCAGUAGCUGCACAAGAACAGGUCAAAAUCCAGCACUUUCUUUGUCCCGUGGGAUGCUGGUGGGUGUCCAGGUCCCAUGCCAGGACUGUGGCACAAGGACUGAACGAUGCUGCUCACGGCAGAGACCAACUGACUCCAAAAGACUAAAAUUCUUCUCCUUACACUCAGCAAUAUCAGGGGGAGGUGGCACAGUGACAGUUUGGUGACCUGAAUGGGACUUGGCACUUGGCUGGGGUGGGAAGGGAGGACAGGCAGGGCCUGGCACCUCCACAGGGAUAUAAAGGGAAGGAUUUGGGAGUUUCUGGGGUUGGAGCUAAUGGCUUGUUCCCAUUCUCCUCAACGCUGCUUUGAUGCAGGUGAGGCACAGCCCAGGCCCUCUGUCCCAGCUCUGCCCAGGGCUUGGAUUUGGGGGGCUGGAGAGCCUCCCUGCUGCAAACCAUAAAUGCUGCCUUAAACCAUGGUCCUGCUCUAUGACAUAGAGGACAAUCAGCUUCUUAUACAGAAACCUUAUUUAAAUAUUUCAUGUCAAGAGACAUGAACUGGUUUGGGGGUGGGGGGGCAUGUUUGUUUGGUUUUGUAUUUUACUUGUAAAAGGGAGCACUCAAUAAACUGGAUCUUAUUACUCAGA